This is a messenger RNA of Serpula lacrymans var. lacrymans S7.9, 1424 nucleotides long. RefSeq lists its product as uncharacterized. Bases 141 to 1250 code for a protein of 369 amino acids. The transcript is spliced from 3 exons. The record is from RefSeq and is a predicted model, not a curated record. NCBI's taxonomy places the organism in Eukaryota, Fungi, Basidiomycota, Agaricomycetes, Boletales, Serpulaceae.
GGGAUGAGUGGUCUCAACAAAAAGGUGCCGCGGACUCUGCAGGACAGUUGGGACAUCGCAUCCUACGCAUCUGGGCCCAGUUUCUGGAAACCUACCGAAGUGCAAAGGAUGUAGAAGCGUCGUUGUGGACUAAAUUUCCUAUGGAAGAAGGAAGUUCACUUUGUGUUUGCGUUAUCGAUCUUCUGUGCGAUCCACAAGCUCCCGAAGCACUCUUGUCGCAUCCUAUCAUCGAGCUCAGCAUCUUAAGGACUUGGAAAUAUGGCCUCUGUGCAGACUCACCAUCUGCUACUUCUACAUUCGAACGUCUGGUGCAUCGCUUUAGGUCAUUAUCAACACCUAGAGCAAUACAUCUGGUUGAUCUGAUCAGUAGAACAGCUUUCAUCAUCGUGCUUGCCCAGUAUCUCCUCUAUCCUCCAGCGAUAUUCUAUAUUUCCCUAGGUACUAGUGCUCAAGGCCCCCGAGAGGUCUUCCUUACCAUCAUGUCCGCUGCUCUUCUAUUUCGUUCUCCGUCUAUUCGUACUAUACCCUCCCUUCUAAUUUUCUUAGCCUUCAUCUUAACCUUGCCCUCUGUCCCUUCUCCUGGUGACUCCUCAUUUGCCAUCAUGCAGAUGGCUUUCAUAUCCCAUGUUCUCCUCCUCCUCCAUUCCUCGGAAAUACCUAGUCCCCUCUUCCUGUGCUUCAUAAAGCAGAGCUUGCCAAUGGCCACUCUCCUCUUCCACGGACUCACUCGGAUAUUCUUCCCUUUUGUCCUAUUCUACCUCCCCGCUCUCAUCAUCUCCACCUUCCUCCUCUCCAUUUCUCUGGCCGACACCUUCUUUGCGGGAUACACCACUCUCUCCUUCCAGCCCACGCCCGUGGACACGCGGUUUGCCUUUUUUUGUUUAUUUAUCUUGGAACCGCUCUUGCUCAUCGCAUCGCUGGGGAUGGCCGCCGCCACAUUCCACUCCUCCGCCUCUUCAGCCAACGACCUGAAAGGAUGGGACCGGUACUCCAAACCCAUCGGUCUCACCGCGCGCAGAAGCCUCCUCCGCGCCGCCCGAAGCUACGCCGCCCCCUACACCUUUCCGCCCCCUCUCAAUCUCGUCCACAUCCUCGCCAUCCGACUCCCGCGCGUCAUGCUGUAUCUCUUCGGGCAGGAACACUCGGUUGUCUAUGCUGCGAUGGGGUGGAUGGAGAGGUGGCUUUGGGGGAGCUGUGUUGGCACGUUGGCGGUGCUGGUUUCGGGACUGUGGUUGUGGGGCCUGGUGUAGACGUGUUUGAUGGUGGUAGGUUUGUGUUAUCUUACCGUCGUGCAGCGUACUAGGUAGCGCGUCCCGUGGGAUGUGCUUACCGCUUUCCCCGUCACUUGUAAUUCUUCUGGGGGAUCGUGAAUGUAAUUGAACUUGACACAUGCCCAAUCGAUAAUUCAUUAAGCGUGUGCUAAA